AUACAAUCUCUACCCAUUAACACAACACACAACAACCAUUCUCUAAGGAUUAUUCCUCUUAUAAUGGGAAAUGCAGUAGUGACAUCAUGUUUUCAACCAAAAAAUUCAUCGUUAUCAUCAUCAUUAUCAUCGAAACUUAUAUUUUGGGAUGGCACCAUGAGAUCUCUAACGGGUAAGAACAUUGCUGGUGAGAUCAUGUUUGAAUUUCCAGACAAAGUAGUUUGCCAUGCAGAUUCCUUCUUCAUUGGACACCCAAUUCCUGCUUUAGCCUUAGAUGAUGAACUCAUGCCAGGUGAAGACUAUUUUGUUCUUCCCAUUGAUAGCUUCACAUGCAAAACCCUUUCCGUGUCUUCACUCUUGUCCUUGGGAUCACACCCCAACAAGGCUACUAUCAAAGUUGGGGAGUGCCCUUUUGAGUAUUUGAAAGGUUCCAAUGGAAGGGUGUUGAUUAAGGUCAUGCCCGAGUUCAUCACAAGGCUCAUCACUAGAGGUAAAGGACCAUGUUGCCCCGACAGCAAUAACAACUUCCUUUGCAGCACUCCCGAGUUGAAAAAACAUUAUCAAAUGCUUGUGAAGUCUAAGGACCAGGUUUGGUCACCUAAGCUUGAAACAAUUUCGGAACACAAGGUUAGGUUUUCACCGUGUAGAUUCAUAGGUUUAGAGUGGAAAGAAAAAGAGAAGGCAGAAGUUGAGUCUGCUAGAUAGUAGUUUUCAUGGAUUAAUGUAGAAUUGUAGAUUAUACACUUCAAAUUUGUAUACUGAUAUUGAACAUACAUAUAUAUUAUUGCCUCAGUAUUAAUAGUGACGUUAAUUUCUUCUGCUCAUAAUUUUGUGGAUUGUAUCAAUAUGAUGACAUUUGUUUUGGAAAGU
Messenger RNA from Cajanus cajan (pigeon pea), 870 nucleotides. RefSeq lists its product as uncharacterized. The record is from RefSeq and is a predicted model, not a curated record. Lineage: Eukaryota; Viridiplantae; Streptophyta; Magnoliopsida; Fabales; Fabaceae.